AUGAUUACAGCUGAACAACAAAUUCGUGCUUAUAAAUCUCAAACACAACUAAUAGUUCAAUUAAAACGAUUAUUAUCUGAAUAUGAAUUAACAGAAGAAAAAAAUCUUUAUAAAUGUUUAACUAUUAUAACUGAUGCAAGAAAAUUAAUUGAACAACUUGAUAUGAAAACUUUACAAGAAUUAAGAUUAGUUACUAAAGCAGAAAAAUCAGUUGAAGAUACAUUAGCUGCUAUUAUUAUGAUUUUAAAAUCUUCAACAGCUGAUAUAACAUGGCAAAAAGGUGCGAUAAGACAAUUAGCUAAUCUAUAUAGAUUUAUUAAAGAAACUCAAUUAUUUGAUAAAAUUAAUUUAACACAAGAACAUAUUAAUUUAAUUAGUGCCAUUAUUAAUAAUUUUCAACUUAAAAAUACAUCACUUUAUAAAUGGGUUAAACGAGUUUUACAAUAUCAUACAGUUUUACUUAAAAAAGUUCGACCAAUACAACAGAAAUAUAAAGAAAUUGAAGACGAUGUAUUAGAACAAGAUCAAAAAUUAAUUUUAUUAGAUAAUAAAAAACGAAUAAGUAAAAUAUUUGAAACAAGCGUAGAACGUCAAUCAAGAUUAAAUGGUACAUGUGCAAUUGCAUCAGCAUUUUCAAUUUAUCUUGGCCCAUAUACAUAUGGAUUUCGAUGUCUCAUGCUAAUUGUUCAUUGGAUUGAAUGCAUUAGAGAUAGAGGAAUGACUAUUGUUUUUGAUCAAAUAUCAAGUAUUAAAGGUCCAAUUAUAAAUUGGCAAUUAGAUCCUAUUAAAGAAAAAUUAUUACAAAUAUUUGACGAACAGAAAUUAUUUGGUGGACCUGAAUAUCUUCAAAUGUUAUUUUCUUUACUGAAAUUUUUAUUAGGUGAUCAAAUAUAUUAUGAAUGGUUAAAUGACGGAGUUUUACCAUCAGAAAUGGAAAACCAUACAAUUAUUAUUACAUCAAUUGAAUAUCCUCCACUUCUUAUUGAUCCAUUUGGACAAUAUGAUCAAUGGAUGGAAAAAUGUUAUAAUCUUCAAAAAAUUCAUUUUGAUAAUCAAUCAAAACAUGAUGUUGCAAUGUCAAUUGAACAACCAUUUUUAUCUGAUUCAGAAAUUUAUAUUAAAAAUUGUAAUACAUUAGAUAGUGUUCUUUAUCCAUUAGUACAAUGGACAGCAACAUCACACGAAUCAAAUUCUAAUGAUGGUAGAUAA
This is a messenger RNA of Adineta steineri, 1209 nucleotides long. NCBI's taxonomy places the organism in Eukaryota, Metazoa, Rotifera, Eurotatoria, Adinetida, Adinetidae. The record is from the annotation of a GenBank genome assembly.